CGGUCGGAAGCCCGCGCUGACAGUACUGUUGCUACAUCAAGCGUUUCCUGGGGAAGCCAAGCGCUCGCCCUGGCUAUUUUUUUUUUGUGCCGGUGUCCCGGGAUUUCGUCGCCAAGCAACAUACAGCCAUGUCGAAGUCCUCUUCUAUGCCGCGGGUGUAUAUAGGCCGCUUGAGUCAUCGAGCGCGGGAGAGAGAUGUGGAGCGAUUUUUCAAAGGCUUUGGGAAAAUAGUGGAGGUGGAUCUGAAAAACGGAUAUGGCUUUGUGGAGUUUGAGGAUCUCCGCGAUGCGGAUGAUGCGGUGUACGAAAUGAAUGGGAGAGACCUGUGUGGUGAGCGUGUCAUUGUGGAGCACGCACGUGCUCCAAGGAGGGAUUUCCGCAGCGGUUAUGGAUUCCAUAAAAGCAGCGGUGACAAGUUCGGCCCUCCAGUCCGUACAAUGUACCGACUGAGGGUGGAGAACCUGUCUUCACGGUGCAGCUGGCAGGACCUUAAGGAUUUCAUGCGUCAAGCUGGAGAGGUAACGUUUGCGGAUGCACACCACAGGCGUCAGAAUGAGGGGGUCAUAGAGUUCCGUUCGUAUUCGGAUAUGAGGCGGGCGUUAGAGAAGCUUGAUGGGACAGAGAUCAAUGGUCGUAAGAUACGUCUUGUGGAGGAUAGAGCUGGCUCAUUGGCCAAGAGAUCCUCUUCCCGCAGCCGUUCACGAUCCCGCUCACGAAGAAGCAGAAGCAGCCACUCCCGGUCAAGAUCACACUCUCGCAGCAGGAGCAGAAGAAGGGACAGAAGGAGUAGGAGUCGUAGCAGGGAGAAGGCUAAAGAAAGAGGUGCUAGUACUGAUAGAGGAGGAAGUCAGAGCCGAAGUAGGAGUAAGGAACGAAAGGAGAGGGACAGCAGAAGCCACAGCAAAGAAGAGAGGGAGAGGGUAAGCAAAAGCAAAGACAGGGUGGAAGCAAGCAGGAGCCGUAGCAAAGACAGUAGGCGCGACAGUAAGGAGAAGAGGGAUAGCAUUACCAGAGAAAGAAGUCAUAGUAAUGAAGGAAGGGUGAGAGAAAGAAGCCAGGGUAAAGAAAGCAGAAGCCGCAGCAAAGGUAGGCGUAGCAGAAGCCGCAGCAAAGGUAGGCGUAGCAGAAGCCGCAGCAAAGGUAGGCGAAGCAGAAGCCGCAGCAAAGAUAGGCGUAGCAGAAGCCGCAGCAAAGGUAGGCGAAGCAGAAGCCGCAGCAAAGGUAGGCGAAGCAGAAGCCGCAGCAAAGGUAGGCGAAGCAGAAGCCGCAGCAAAGGUAGGCGAAGCAGAAGCCGCAGCAAAGGUAGGCGAAGCAGAAGCCGCAGCAAAGGUAGGCGAAGCAGAAGCCGCAGCAAAGGUAGGCGAAGCAGAAGCCGCAGCAAAGGUAGGCGAAGCAGAAGCCGCAGCAAAGGUAGGCGUAGCAGAAGCCGCAGCAAAGGUAGGCGUAGCAGAAGCCGCAGCAAAGGUAGGCGUAGCAGAAGCCGCAGCAAAGGUAGGCGUAGCAGAAGCCGCAGCAAAGGUAGGCGUAGCAGAAGCCGCAGCAAAGGUAGGCGUAGCAGAAGCCGCAGCAAAUGUAGGCGAAGCAGAAGCCGCAGCAAAGGUAGGCGAAGCAGAAGCCGCAGCAAGAAUGAAGAAAUUAAAGACCACCAUGACAGAAAGAGAAGCCACAGCGAGGAAAACUUGCAAAGAAAUGGAUCCAGCAGGCAUUCCAGUAGUAGCUGCAGCAAAGAGCGCAGUGGGAAGCGUAGCCGUGAUGACAGAAGCAGCAGUGGGGAGCCCUCCAAGAAAAGCAAGAAAGAUGACACUGUUGCACUCACCACCGAAUCAGACCAGGAAGCUGAAGUUGAAGGAGGAACCGGUGACUCUGCUGAGGAUCCUCCCCUUUCUCUUCCUUCUCCUCCUCCUCAACCACUUCCUGAAAGCAUUGCUGUUGCAGAAGAAUCUGAGGAGGAAGCCAUGGCUGUUGGUUCUCCUCCCAAACCAGAAGUCAGUUCACCUCCCAAACCAGAAGUCAGUUCACCUCCCAAACCAGAAGUCAGUUCCCCUCCCAAACCAGAAGUCAGUUCCCCUCCCAAACCAGAAGUCAGUUCCCCUCCCAAACCAGAAGUCAGUUCCCCUCCCAAACCAGAAGUCAGUUCCCCUCCCAAACCAGAAGUCAGUUCCCCUCCCAAACCAGAAGUCAGUUCCCCUCCCAAACCAGAAGUCAGUUCCCCUCCCAAACCAGAAGUCAGUUCACCUCCCAAACCAGAAGUCAGUUCACCUCCCAAACCAGAAGUCAGUUCACCUCCCAAACCAGAAGUCAGUUCACCUCCCAAACCAGAAGUCAGUUCACCUCCCAAACCAGAAGUCAGUUCUCCUCCCAAACCAGAAGUCAGUUCACCUCCCAAACCAGAAGUCAGUUCACCUCCCAAACCAGUAGUCAGUUCUCCUCCCAAACCAGAAGUCAGUUCUCCUCCCAAACCUCUGUCUAGAUCUGCCUCGCCUGUGGAGGAUUGA
Messenger RNA from Spea bombifrons (plains spadefoot toad), 2495 nucleotides. Its product is annotated as serine/arginine-rich splicing factor 4-like. The record is from RefSeq and is a predicted model, not a curated record. NCBI's taxonomy places the organism in Eukaryota, Metazoa, Chordata, Amphibia, Anura, Pelobatidae. Gene Ontology annotation, cellular component: cytoplasm; nucleus; ribonucleoprotein complex. Gene Ontology annotation, molecular function: mRNA binding. Bases 129 to 2495 code for a protein of 788 amino acids. The transcript has 6 exons. Gene Ontology annotation, biological process: alternative mRNA splicing, via spliceosome; mRNA splice site recognition.